This is a messenger RNA of Laccaria bicolor S238N-H82, 5172 nucleotides long. RefSeq lists its product as uncharacterized. The record is from RefSeq and is a predicted model, not a curated record. The transcript has 20 exons. Lineage: Eukaryota; Fungi; Basidiomycota; Agaricomycetes; Agaricales; Hydnangiaceae. The coding region runs from base 1 to 5172 and encodes 1723 amino acids.
AUGAAGCACUCUAGCGCAGAGACACGCAAACCAUACAGCGGCUUAUCUCGAUCACUCGUAAUAGCAAUCGACGUCGGGACCACAUUCAGCGGGGUAUCCUAUGCCAUUCUAGAACCAGGAGAGAUCCCGAAAAUACACGGUGUUACCCGAUUCCCAGGUCAAGAACAUGUAGCAGGAAACUCAAAGAUCCCCUCCAUCAUCUAUUACGACAAGAGCGGGAAACUCAUGGCCGCAGGCGCAGAAGCAGAGAGCAACUCUAUCCUAGCACAAGCAGAAGACGAACAAUGGAUCAAAGCAGAACUCUUCAAACUCCGUCUCCGCCCCCGCACAAUGCAACUAAACAUGAACGGCAUGCGCCUCUCCCCUCUCCCAAAGCGCAAAACAGCAGUGCACGUCUUCGGCGACUUUCUCGCCUACCUCUACCGCUGCACCCGCAUCUUCAUAACAGACACACACGCCAACGGCGCUGCACUCUGGAACGCAGUGGAGAACGACAUCCAAUUUGUGCUGUCCCAUCCGAACGGCUGGGAAGGCGCACAACAGACAAAGAUGCGGAGGGCGGCGGUGUAUGGGGCUUUGAUACCUGAUACGAAUGAGGGCAAGGCGAGGAUUAGGUUUGUUACGGAGGGAGAGGCGAGUUUGCAUGCGUGUGUUUUGAAUGGGCUUGCGGCGGAUGUUCUUUCUAACCCAUCGAAACACGGAUUCUUGAUCGCUGAUGCCGGAGGAGGCACCCUGGACAUCAGCUCAUACGCUAUUCGAGGCACAGCGCCACUUGUAAUGGAGGAAAUCGCUCCUCCCGAUUGUAUUUUUGCAGGUUCUGUAUUUAAAUUAAAAAACUCGAAAUACGGCACCCCAGACGCCGUAGAACACAUCACGCGCAAGUUUGACGAGACGACGAAGAGGCUGUUUAGGGAUCGGAAGGAGUUGCAGUUUAUUCCGUUUGGGUCGCCCCUUGAUAAGGAUUUGAGUGUGGGUAUUCGAGGUGGGCAGUUGAAGUUGACUGGGAAUGAAGACGCCGCCGUCACAGCUAUCAAAGCCCAAAUCGACGCUUCCAACGGUACAAUCAAGUCGGUUUUCUUGGUAGGAGGCUACGCUGCGUCUCCUUGGUUGUUCACAUCCAAAGCAGUAGCAGACGGCGCGAUCGGGUUCUACUGCGACCACCACGUCGCGGCGCGCAUGUCCAAAUUCAUGUAUGGCGUCGAGUUUUUGAGGGAGCUGGACACGCAGGAUCCGGAACAUGUUGCGAGGAAGGAGAGGCUUUGUGAGCUUCCGAGUGGGCCGAAGCUGUUGCCUGAUGCGUUUGAUUGUAUUUUGUCGAGGAGUGUAAAAGUGAAAGAAUCAACGGUGUUCACGCGAAAGUAUUGUACGGAGCUCACGAAUUUGUCUAUGCUCUCCGUGUUUGAGGUGGAGAUUUGGUGUUAUAGAGGCGGGAAUGUCGUUCCUAAAUGGAUUGAGAGGCAGGCUGAUGAUUUUUCGACACUCGGAAGUGCAGAGCCCAAGAAGGGAAGGGGUGGAAAGACGUAUUGGACCAUUGUGUUUUCUGUUGAGAUUCAUUUUGGGUUGACGGAGUUCAAGGCGAGGAUCAAGUGGAUGGAUAAUGGAACCACGAAAUAUGGCCCAGCAGCGAUAGUAUACAACGAACGCGGGCACAGGGCAGAAGAAGACGAACCAGACACCUACCCAGAGGACGACGUCUCCUCUUCGUACAACAACACACCACGCUCAGAGCGGCUGCGUUCAGAGCCUCCCUCUCGUGCACGCACACCUACAGACUCGUACAACUCCGAGCGAGAGGGCAGUAUCAGACGCGGACGGGAGACACCCGUUUCUGCUAUACCAGAGAUAGUCCGUGUAGAACGCUCAUUGUCGUCCAAGGGCCCAAGCGGCAUUUCUUCACCUUCUGUGCACUCGCGCGCCCCUGCGCAUUCUUUGAAGAGCAGUGAUGGGGAUAGAACGGGGAGUGAAUCGGAUAGGAAGAGGGCGGCGUUGGAUAAGGGGAAAGAACGGGAGAGGGACUGGGACAGGGAUUAUGAUAGGACACCUGUUUCCAGGGCUGUCUCGAGGAGUAACUCGAUCGCUGUGCCGAAGCCUGGUGGGGGAUUGGAGGGAUAUGCGAAUGGACAUGGAUCGUCUAGGCCUGUGACUCCUGCGACUGCAACUGCCGCGUCAAUAUCAAUGUCUCGAGCUUCGUCUCAGAGAGGCAGGGAUCGUGCAGUAGGAGCAGCAGAGGUACUACCACCCGUCGAGCAAGCUCCUCCUGCAACUUGGGAAGCUCCACCUAGAUCUGCGAUUGGUGAUCAACAUCAAGCGCGCUCAUCCCCCCUUUUCGACCGACUCAAGUCCCCCUUGGAUUCAACAGCAGCAGACUCGACUGCCAUCUUUGGUGCACCCCCACCCGCGGAAGAACUCCCUCCCGCUGGGUCCAUGUCCUUGACGCCCUCUGGAGAAGGACAUAAAUCCAUUUUUGGCACUCCACGAUCCGCGUUUGGAGAUACCUCCAAGUCGAUGUUUGGUACCCCCAAGUCUGCGUUUGGAGACAACGCUUCGAGGUCGAUAUUCGGUGAUAGUGCUGGCGCGCCUAAAUCGAUAUUCGAUGAGCCUUUGACGUCUGUGGUUGGGGAGACUAGUACGACUGUUGUUGCUCCUGCUUUGUUUGAUGAGAAUCCUGCGGCGUUGACGGGAGAGCAACAACCUUGGGAAGAUCCUGCUUCUGCUGCACCCAUUGUUGAGUCACCCACUAUUACUACGAAGGGGAAGAAGAAGAAAAGCUCUGCGGCUGCGUCUAGGAACUCACCUGCUACCCUCGCCAGUAAAUCCCCCUUCGCGCAGGCUUCUGAACCGCUCGUUGUCGAUCCCCCAGCUCCAGCUGACAUCGCUGCUGCUCUCAACUCGCCUUCUCUUGCCUCUGCUCUUCUUGGGUCUGGACCUAGGGCUGCUGGGUCCCCCAUGCUGUUGAGCCCUUUGAAUCCUGCUGCGCAGGAGGUGGCUGCAGAGAGUUUUGCGCAAGACAAUUGGGGGGCAACGGCGUCGCCUAAGGUCUCAACGCCCGCCGUGCCUACUACACCCGUUGCGGCUGCUACUACACCUGCCGUCGAGGAAGCGCCCCUUACACCGGCUGAUGAGACUGUCAAGGAGGUUGGUGGUAUAGGGAAGGGCAAGAAGAAGAAGAAAGGGUCGGCGGCGACUACUCCUGCAGCUACUACACCUUCAGCUAGGUUGGCUGCGCUGGAAGCUGAGGAAAUGGCUGAGGAGGAGAGGAAGAAAAAGGAGAAGGAGGAAGCAGAGGAGAAAGCUAGGAAGGAGAAAGAGGAUGCGGAUAAAGCUGAGGAAGCUAGGAAGAAGAAGGAAGCUGAGGAGGCUGCAGCUGAGGAGGCUAGGCAGAAGAAGGAAGCUGCAGCUGAGGAGGCCAGGAAGAAGAAGGAAGCUGCAGCUGAGGAGGCUAGGAAGAAGAAGGAAGCUGCAGCUGAGGAGGCCAGGAAGAAGAAGGAAGCUGCAGCUGAAGAAGCUCGGAAGAAGGAGGAAGCUGAGGCAGCCAGGAAGAAGGAGAAAGAGGAUGCUGCUGCCGCUGCCGAGGCAGCCAAAAUCGAGAAAAAGAAGGCAGAUGCUGCUGCCGCUGCUGAGGCAGCAAGAAUUGAGAAGGAGAAAGCAGAUGCUGAGGCGGCAAGAAUCGAGAAGGAGAAGGCAGAUGCUGAGGCUGCUAGGAUUAAGAAGGAGAAAGCGGAUGCGGCUGAGGCGGAGAGGAAAAAGAAAGAGGCAGAUGAUGCUGCUGAAGCAGCUAGGGUUGCGAAUGAGGCAGAGGAGGCAGCAAGGAAAGAGCAAGAGGCGAAAGACAAAGCAGCAGCAGAAGCGAAAGCUGCCGAAUUGUUCAACUUCGACACAGGCGCAGAUACUGCCCAAACUUCCGUCUUUGGUGGAAGUGGUGGCGGCGGUUUGUUCUCUACCUCUUUGUCAGCUCCAGCAUGGGAUGACGAUAACAUGGGCUGGGGGACCACGACUACGGCGAAGAAGGGCAAGAAAUCCAAGGGAAACACUCCAGCAGCAACGACUCCAGCAGCUACCACCCCCUCCAAGUUGUCAUCUUUUGGAUGGGGAGGAGGAGCAUUUGAGGGUUCAUCAGUGUUCGCUGAUACGCCUGCGGACAAUACGGACACGGCGGGUGGCUCUGUGUUCGACAACAUCGAUUUCAACUCUGGAUCGUUUGGGGCUGGUCUUGGUGCAUCAUUGGGCGCAAUCGGAGGCGGCACUCAAGAGACUGGAGAGGCCAAGCCUGCCAAUGGAUCCGGGGAAGCGACACCCAUACCACCACCUGUUGCUGCUACUAUCGAGGAAGCCCCUGCUGCGGAAGAAAAUGCUGAUCCUGAUGCUGUUGGGGAUACUGAGGAGGUUACCAGCCCCACAGGCGAAGGGGAUGGUGGGGUUGAAGGAGAGGGUGCUCAAGGACAGGAGGAGGACGAGUGGAGCGGCCUUCCAGUGACUAGCAAGAAGAAGAAGGGCAAGAAGGGCAAGAACAACCAGGAUCCUGCCCCUGCCGAGGACAAGACUGAAGGUGAAACGACCACUGCGAAGGAACCGGAGGCCAUGGUAGGGGGUGCAAAGAAGAAGAAGAAGGGAAAGAAUUACCCCUACUAUCGUAACGACUUCCAGCUGAAGGACCCUGCGAGCCUAAAGACCAAGUUCAGAGACCGACGUGCACAAGGCACGGUUUCGGUUUCGGUCAUUUGGAAGCGAUCCCUGUACUUGUUCUCAACCAUGACCACCUUCUGGCAUUGCGCCAUCAAGUCAACAAGAGACUUUGCAGCUGGAAAGUACUAUCAAGCUCACCAUGACCACGUUCAAGGUUUGAUCUUUCCUCUCGUCCUGGCACGAAACCUGCUCGACCAAACUUUGGGGGAUAAAUUCCCAUCUACGAGCCUACAGGCCCAAUUACAACAGGGGCAAUCAUACAAUAUUCGCAAAGGCCUCCUGUAUAUUGUCGCCUGGACUUCACGCGCUUCCUCAAGCCAACCUACGCGUGCAGUUAACAGAAAAGAAGCCCGAACGAUGGUGUAUGUCGCGCCAAAUCCCUCCAUUCCCGGGCAUCUUCUGGACAUAUUUAAGAAGUUCAGAUCCAAAUUCAACAUCAUGCAAAAGUUGUCGACUGUCCCGUCCUCAAAGAAGCAGGGCACCUCUUGA